Molecule: messenger RNA, 969 nt
Organism: Aspergillus eucalypticola CBS 122712
Lineage: Eukaryota; Fungi; Ascomycota; Eurotiomycetes; Eurotiales; Aspergillaceae
Product: class I SAM-dependent methyltransferase
Exons: 1
Coding region: 24-929 (301 amino acids)
Source: RefSeq, a predicted model, not a curated record
UCUCCUCCUUGCACUUAGCCAAAAUGACCGUCUCUUCCCACAUCGAAAACUACAACCAGCACGCAUACUGGACUUCUUCAGACCGCAAUUUCCUAUUCUCUGCCCGCCUGCACCUCCAGCACUUCCUCUACCAGAACACUAUUGGCUAUCUCCUAGAUCCUGCCGUGGAGAAGGCUGUGACCUCCGCCCAGCAGCCUCUGAAAGUCGCCGACCUCGGCUGCGGCAAUGGCAUCUGGCUGACAGAGCUAAACAGCGAGUUAUCGAAGAAAAACAUCACCGCACAGCUUGACGGCUUUGACAUCAACCCCAUCCACUUCCCGGCGCCCGCAUACCUGCCCCCCGCGGUCACCCUGCAGAAGCUAGACAUCCUCGCCAAUCCCUUCCCCGCCCACCUUCUCGGCACCUAUGAUUUAGUGCACAUUCGCUCUUUUGGUAGCACUAUCUCAGGCAGCGAUCUUCUCACUCCCACACUAUCUGUGGCCUCCUCACUCUUGAAACCCGGUGGCUACUUGCAGUGGGAAGAAAAUCGCGGCGACAUAUUCCUCGUCGAGGCACCAAACUCUAAGACCCCGACUGCAGCCUGCGAAAGCGUAAUGAAGGUGCUUAAGGACGGUCUUAAGGCCAAGGGCAUCAGCUACGCCUGGAUAGACGAGCUUGAUACCCCCAUGACGGGAUUCGGGUUCCAGAAUGUACGCCUUCAAAAAUACGAUAAGCGCAAGCUGGACUACAAGGCUUGGACUGAUGCGUACCUCAUUAUCUUGGAGGACCUGACUCCUUUGUUUCCACGCAAGGCUGAUGCUCCCGAUGCGCCUCUGUCCCGUGAGGCUUGGUUUGAUAUGUUAUCUGCUGCGGUCAAGGAGACGGAGAAGGGUGUUGUCUUUCAUCAGAGCCACAUUAUUACGGCUGUGGGGCAGAAGCCGCUUGCGUAAACUUCGUUUCGUGUUCUUGAGAAGAUACUUCAUAUCUCGG